AUGUUGAUCACUGUCUGUAAGUUGGGGUCCGGUGCGGACGGCGAGGGCGGAGUUCGUAAUCGUCCGGGCGUCUUCCGCGGUCUGCCCCAACGGGUUUUUAUCUUCCUCUUGAGCGUGUCCUGUCUAAAAAAGGAGUCUCGGAACUACCGGGACCGAAAUAAAAAGGAGCUUGCUUGGAGGAGGGUUAGCGAGGUGGUUGGUGUCUCGGUGGAAGUUUGCAAAAAGCGGUGGAAGAAUCUGAGGGACACAUAUGAGGUGCUGAAGACACUGCCACCACCACACAAGGCGGCCAUCCGCUGCACGCCUGGAAGUGGUUCUUCACCGGCAGCAGCUCCCCUCGGUGCAGGAACCUGCCCAUCUCCAGCCAUCCUCAUCCUCAUCCUGGAGAUGGGCAGGGCGCAUUAA
This is a messenger RNA of Knipowitschia caucasica, 405 nucleotides long. The record is from the annotation of a GenBank genome assembly. NCBI's taxonomy places the organism in Eukaryota, Metazoa, Chordata, Actinopteri, Gobiiformes, Gobiidae.